CUACUCUUCUCACAAACAAAAUGUUCUCGAAUCUCAGCUGGCAGGACAAGCAGGCCUUCUUCGCGCUCCUCGACGAGUACUUUGAGUCGCGCCCACACCUGCGCCCCGGCGCGGGAGGCGCGGCCGACCACUCCUCCUCGGCGCCGCCCGUGUCGUUUUCCUCCAAGCCUUCUUCUCGCCCUACCCCUCCCGCACCCCUACGUGCAGUCUCGCACGCCUCGGGCAUGUCGAGUCCCGACCGUCCCGGCUCCGCCGCCACCGGCACCUCCAGCACACACACAGGUAGUACCGGCGGCCGGCAGCUUGGGCAGGCCAAGGGUGCAUUCAACGACAGCAUGGCCAAGGUCACGAGCAACAGCACCAUCAAGGCGGGCCUGGGCAAGGUGGGGGCUGGUGGCCUGGCGAACAAGUUCAGCGGCGGGAGCACCUUCAAGCCCACCGGCAACGUGCCCGGGCCUGGCGAGCGUCAUCUCCCGCCCGCACCCGCCCGCAGCGUUGUGGGCCCCCCUCCGCAGCGCAAUGUCGGAGGAGGCGCCAAAAGCGGAGGGACGGGCGCGUGGAACGACGCAACGCCCGCACAGCCUGUGCCGGCGUACAGCGGGGCAGGGCGCGCGCAGGCCGUGUAUGACUUUGACGGAGGGGACGUCAAUGAUCUGCCGUUGCGCGCGGGCGAGGUCGUCACGAUUGUAGCCAAGACAUCGCCCGACUGGUGGACGUGUCGCAACGCUGAGGGACGCGAGGGUCUCGUGCCUGGCAACUACAUGACCGAAUUGUAAGCUGUACAUAGCACGGAUGCGACACUUCAGGCGGCGGCAAGGGCAGGCAAGUGAACAUGGGAUCUACAUCUCUUCUACAAACUAGGCCGCAGCGCCGAGGACGCGCACGGUGCGGUC
Molecule: messenger RNA, 893 nt
Organism: Cutaneotrichosporon oleaginosum
Lineage: Eukaryota; Fungi; Basidiomycota; Tremellomycetes; Trichosporonales; Trichosporonaceae
Molecular function (GO): protein binding
Source: RefSeq, a predicted model, not a curated record